AUGUCCGGUCGUGGAAAAGGUGGCAAGGGUCUCGGCAAGGGUGGUGCUAAGCGCCACCGCAAGAUCUUGCGUGACAACAUCCAGGGUAUUACCAAGCCCGCUAUCCGCCGUCUCGCUCGCCGUGGUGGUGUCAAGCGUAUCUCCGGUCUGAUCUACGACGAGACCCGCGGUGUCCUCAAGCUCUUCCUUGAGAGCGUCAUCCGUGACUCGGUCACCUACACUGAGCACGCCAAGCGCAAGACUGUCACUUCGCUUGACGUCAUCUACGCGCUCAAGCGCCAGGGCCGCACCCUCUACGGUUUCGGCGCGUAA
Molecule: messenger RNA, 312 nt
Organism: Malassezia japonica
Lineage: Eukaryota; Fungi; Basidiomycota; Malasseziomycetes; Malasseziales; Malasseziaceae
Product: Histone H4
Exons: 1
Coding region: 1-312 (103 amino acids)
Biological process (GO): nucleosome assembly
Cellular component (GO): nucleosome
Molecular function (GO): structural constituent of chromatin; protein heterodimerization activity; DNA binding
Source: RefSeq, a predicted model, not a curated record